UGUGCCGGACUGCCGAGCCGCCGGUGUUGGGGUGCUGGAGGGAGCCGGGGCUUGCAGUGCGCUGUGCCGCUCUCCGGGGCGAGGGGAGCAGCCGAAGUGUCGUGGGGUUGCCCUUCCUGCGAGCGGGCGACUUGCAGUUUCCCUUGGAAACCUCUCGUGUGAGGUCUGGCUGCAAGGGAGUUCAGCGCAGUUCUGUCAAAAUACUUCUGCUACCUGUGUUGUAAAGAAGGAAGAAAAAAACCCGAAGCAACUAACUUUCUCUUCCGUGUAGGUAGAGGGUUGUUCAAAUAACUAAAUCAGUUGUGAUUUGUAGUUAAAGUGCCAAGUGUAUUGGAGAAAUGUAUUCAGUCUUUAUUCGUUUUUAUUCUGCCCUGAUCUAUUUUUUUUCCCUCUUCCUGUAUUUUGUGGGUACUAAAGCCGAUAUUCAUUUCAUCGCAACAUAAAACCCAAUUUUUCUACGGUGAGACCAGUCAUUCGCUGGAACAACCUCCUCGUAGACGUGGUAGAUCCUCAUCACUGGAGGUUUUCAUGACACAAGUGGGCAGGGUGCUAGAUAAUCUCUUCUGGGCUCCUUUUCCAAUGAGAGGUUGAAAGAGAUGGUCUUUUGAAGUCCCUUCCAACCUGGUCUGUCUUAAGAUUCUGAUUCUUCCCAUUAGCAUGUAAUAAUGUGCUUUCAAAGGUUAUUUUUACUUAAAACAGAGGGUUGACAAGAAGGCAGAACUGGAGGGUGGAGAAGUAUUUCUAUUUAACUUACUUGGAAGGGGAGAGUAUGUAAAUGGUUAGUUCUGCUUGAAUAGAGUAGGUGGUAGAAGCAUAAGGUGAUACUGAAUUAUCUUUCUGUAAAGAAAGUGGUGAAACUAAAUGUUACGGUUCUUUGGGGUUUAAGUUGUGGUUUGUAGAAGUUUUUUAAGAAGCUAAGUAACAUCUUAAAAGCAUUUUGGAAUAACCCAAUGUAUUCGGCAUAGUGAAACUAAUUUAAGAUCUAAAAAAUAGAGUUUCCCAUUGCAGGUGAAAAAAUCACUAACAAAGCAUCUAAAAAACCUUCAACACCAAUAGGUCUUUGGAAAUAUUAAAGGAUACUGUCAGGAUAUGUAUUUUUUUUCUGUGUUUGCGUAGUUACUCUAUUUUUCUAGUUUAUGUUUCAGUUCUUUGUACAAUCACCGCUUCAAAACAGUAUGUGACGCACUCUGUAAGCACUGUUUACUAUCUGAUACAGUAAUAAUGGUGUCACUUGUGUAGCCUUUUUCAAAAGUACUGAAUUGAGUAGGCAGAUUGGCUUCAUACCAUCUCUGAACUAGUAAGUUUCAUAGUUCAGUGUAGCAUUUUGGUGACUUAGAAGUUCGGAUCUACAGGUAGUACCACAUGUUUGCAUGAUCUUAGGUGUGGUCUUUUAACUCAUGUACUUAAUAUUUCUAAUAUGGGACAUGAUACUAUAUAAAUGGUGCUGUGUAGUGCUUCCACACAUGACUAGACUUGUGUCCAGUUGUCAUAGUAUUUCUGCGUUGUGUCUGCAGGACUUUUGGUUUCUUUAACUGCUGGAGAGCAUGCUUUGGCUUUCUGCCCUUGGAUCUGAUACAACUGAAAGAUCAUCAUCCAUCCUUAAAUACUGUCUGAAUGAUACAGCUGUGAACUAUUUUAUGACUACUUUUGUCAUUUUAAAUUGAAAAAGUAGGUUACUAUGUGAAGACCGAAAGCACCUUUAAUUCAUACAAACUCUUAUCAUUAGUGUGGAGGGACCUGAAAGUUCCCAGUGUAUUUAGAUAUAGAUUUGCAACCUGAUUGCAUGGUAAGGCCCUUUAGAACCGAAAUAUGUAGAAAACACAUGUUUGAGUGUGAGGACAAGGUCUAAGCUUGUUCUAAGUAACUGUUGUUGAGGUCCAUAAUCUGGAAUUCCUGGUGCUAAUGGAGUAUUACUUGGCUGUCUUCUCAAAUAACUGUGUUAAAGGAGUAAUUUAUAGUCUGUGUGUGGCUGAAUGAGAUGUGAUGACUUACUGAUAAAAACGCAAGAAAGAGAUGAGUUUCAUAUUGUUGAAAAUGCUUGGGUUUGGUUUUCUUUGCUUUUCUGGGGUGAGGGCUAGUUCUGUAGGAGAAUCCAUUCAUAUGUCAUCUGCUGAUUCUAAUUGAUGCUUCUGUCAUUGGCGUAAAUCACAGGAAAUAAUAUUUGGAGUGAGAUGUGAUCUGUCACAGAAGUGUCUCUGUGAAGUGCCUAUAAUGGGCAGAGUCAGACCCCACUUUGAGGGAUUUUGAGGGUCAAAAGCUGUGCCUCACCUCUUAGCAUAAUAUGAACCACUCUUAGUAUUAGUGUGUUACCUCCUGUUCCUCCUGUGUGGAAUACCUAUAGCCAUGAGUAUUUCUGUAACAACGACUGCUUUUGAAUGACUUUAAAUCUUAGAAGGGCAUCAGUACGAUCAGAUCAAGUUACAGUUGUCUACUGCCUGCCACUUUCUUCAGAGACCACCAAGGUUUUCAAUUUAUGUGCUGUACCUGUAUAUAGAUUUGCAUAUCUUAAACUGGUAAGAACUCAUGCUACUGCUAAAAGAAGCUGUUGUGGCCAUUUAACUACUAGUUGACAUAAACAUUUUAUGUGGUGUGAAAUAAACAAGAUGCUGAUCUGAAUUAAAACUAAGGCAAGUCCUUGUGCUCUUCCUUUUUCUCUGGCUUGGUGGGACAGAGUUUUGGCAGCUGUGCCGUACUAAUAUUUAUGCAGGUUUAAAGCCUGUAUCUUCGCUAUAUUCAUGCUUGCUAGAUUCUGAGUGGAAGUCAAUUUAGCAAACAGUUAUGGUACUGUAGUGGCCUUGGAAGACUGUGCUAUCUUCUAGCAAAGAGAAGAACUUCUCUCACUAAUAAGAGAAUUGGAGAUGCUAUUUCCAGGUGUGUGCAUCUAGUCGUGAUUUUAUUCUGUUGUGCAAAAAUCAGACUUUUCUCAUAGAAAGCAAACUAAAAUUAUUUCAAUCUGUAUACUCAGUGAUUGCCCUAACAAGGGACUACUUUAUUGUUGUUUCCAUUGUGCAACAACAUUUCCUGUGAGCCCUGUGCUCCAUGAGUCUUUUGCUCUCCUGCUUUUGUGCUUAAUGUAAAUUAGAACAAUCUCUUAUGCUCAAUAACGUGUAAUGUGGUAUUCAGUCACCUGUUACAGUGCUUUGACCACGUUAACCCCACACAAGUAUUUUGACAUACUGCAUGUUGACUUCCAAAUUCCUAAUACUGCAGUGCUUCCUUAAAUCCAGCAGACCUGUGUACAAAUACACUGAGGAUUGUAUGAAGGUCUUUGUACUACAGAGGAUCAUCAUGCAUUAGGGUUCAGGUUUAAGGCAUUUGAAAGUCCUGUUUCCUUCUCAGUAAGAAACAGGUUCCUUGAAUUUGAUAUAAUUGUCAGGUUCCUUGUACUUGAAGCUCUGACGUUUAAGCUUUGUGAAUGUGAACUGAGCAACAGGUAAACAGUCAUGCUAGUUGGGAUAUUUUCUUCUGAAAUGUCUCUUAGUUGACAGAGUUUGGUACUGAGUUUUUAUGGGGACUUCUGAGGUGCCAUUUCAUAGUUUUUUUUAUGUGUCUUUACAGGAACUGACAACAGCUUUGGAAAAGAAUCCAGAUGAUGCUGAAUAUUAUUGUCAACGAGCUUAUGCUCAUAUUCUUCUACAGAAAUAUGCUGAUGCAGUUGCAGAUGCAAAGAGGUCCCUAGAACUCAACCCCAAUAAUGCUGUUGCACUUCUUAGAAAAGGGUUAGGUGAAUAUCAUAUGAAAAACUAUGCAUCUGCUUUAGAGUCUUUCAGAGACGGACAGAGGUUGGACAAUGUAGAUGAUACCUUUACUAUUUGGAUUAAGAGAUGUGAAGAAACACUAAAUGCAUCACAGACAGAAGUGCAGCAACCUCUGCCACCAAAGAUCAAAUAUGACUGGUACCAAACAGAAUCUCAAGUAAUUGUGACUAUAAUGAUCAAGAAUGCGCAGAAGGAUGAUGUCAGUGUGCAGUUCUCGGACAAAGAGAUGAAUGCAUCAGUGAAACUUCCAUCAGGCGAAGACUACAACUUAAAGCUUGUUCUUCUUCAUUCUGUAGUGCCAGAGCAAAGUACGUUUAAAGUGCUUUCAACAAAGGUUGAGAUAAAAAUGAAGAAGCCAGAAGCCGUAAGAUGGGAGAAGCUGGAGGGCCAGGGAGAUUCUCCUAAGUUAAAGCAAUUUACACCAGAUACCCAGCACUUAUAUCCGUCAUCCUCUCACUAUACAAGGAACUGGGACAAACUGGUAGUUGAAAUCAAAGAAGAGGAGAAGAAUGAGAAGUUAGAAGGAGAUGCUGCUUUAAAUAAACUCUUCCAGCAAAUUUAUUCAGAUGGUACAGAUGAAGUGAAACGUGCCAUGAACAAAUCAUUUAUGGAGUCUGGAGGCACAGUUCUGAGCACCAACUGGUCUGAUGUUGGUAAAAGGAAGGUAGAAGUAAAUCCUCCUGAUGACAUGGAAUGGAAAAAGUUCUAAUCAAAUUUUUAAUCUUUUAUCAUCUGUGUGUUGCCAUAGUCAUGUACUGACCACUGUGUAUGGACAUACCAUUCUUGGAUUCAAAGCACUGAAUGUUCCAUUGGAAACAGGAAUUGUCUUUACAUUUUGCGUGCUUUAGAAAUUCCUUCAUUCGCAGAUGUUAAAGAUAUACUCAAGAGUGGAACCCUAUUUUCAUCAUCUGUGUAAUUUUUGGAAAUUGAGUCAAUCAGUCUAAAUUUCCUACCACCUUUAUCAGCUCUGCUCUUUGGGGAUAGGUUGAUCUCUAAUGACUGGUCAGGAUUAUUGCCUUACACCCAGUAUUACUGUUCAGUAACUUAUUAGAUAUUGGCAACUUUGGUUAAAAACACUUUUUAACAACAGUGUUAAAUUGUUUGCUCUUUAAAUCUGCUAAAUAAAACUGUAAAUAUAACUUUUU
Athene cunicularia (burrowing owl) is the source of this 4903-nucleotide messenger RNA. RefSeq names its product SGT1 homolog, MIS12 kinetochore complex assembly cochaperone (gene SUGT1). Bases 3508 to 4467 code for a protein of 319 amino acids. Gene Ontology annotation, molecular function: protein-folding chaperone binding. Gene Ontology annotation, biological process: protein stabilization. Lineage: Eukaryota; Metazoa; Chordata; Aves; Strigiformes; Strigidae. The record is from RefSeq and is a predicted model, not a curated record. The transcript has 11 exons.